Messenger RNA from Mercurialis annua (annual mercury), 3348 nucleotides. Its product is annotated as AT-rich interactive domain-containing protein 2-like. NCBI's taxonomy places the organism in Eukaryota, Viridiplantae, Streptophyta, Magnoliopsida, Malpighiales, Euphorbiaceae. The coding region runs from base 244 to 2199 and encodes 651 amino acids. The record is from RefSeq and is a predicted model, not a curated record. Gene Ontology annotation, molecular function: DNA binding. The transcript has 4 exons.
UCCCCAAAAAGGUCAAGUUCUAUAUAAAAAAAAAUCAAAAUCAAUUAGAUUUGAAUUGAGAAAAUAGGUUAAUUACCAUCCAUAAUCCCCAAUCUUCCUUUCACCCUUUGAGACCCUAAUCAUAAAAAUUCCAUUUUUAUUGCCUAAAGGUAAAGGAACAUAACCCAGAAGACCAAAUUCAUUUUAAGACACAAAGAAUGAGGACAUUGAGCUGAGAUGAAAAUAAUAUUACAAUAGAGGUUCAUGGCAGGAUGGUCAAUGCUGAGAAAUGGUUCUUUAGAUUGUAUCGAUGUAAUUAACGAAAAUAAGGAUAGUAUUUGUCGUCCUGAUGUGAAUUCUUCUGUGAAGGAUCAUAAAGCUCUAGACGAGUCUAAUGAUGAUAACGAAGCGAUAUUAAGUUGCCUGUUUGAUCAGGUUCUUUCAGUUUUAGCUGAUGAGGCUGCUUCUAGGGGAUGCUAUAGGCCUAUUCCAGCUAUGCUUGGUGAUGGGAAAUCACUGGACUUGUUAGAACUUUUUCGGGUGGUGAAAAAGAGAGGCGGGUUUGAUUUGGUGAAUGGAUUUUGGAGCUUUGUGGUUAAAGAGCUAGGUUUGGAUGUUCAAGCUUCAGCUUCAAUUAAAUUAGUUUACUUUCAGUACUUGUAUGAGUUGGAAAGAUGGUUGAGGAAGAGAAGCAGCAGCAAUGGAAAAUCAGGAAAUAGGCAGGGCCGGCCUGGUGGAAAUCUAGAGGCGGAGUUUAAAAGAUUGUUGUUAUAUGGAUUUAGAAUGGGUAAAGAUAAAAAAAAUAAGAAAAAGAAGAUACAUAUGGUUACGGAUGUUGUGAAGAGUAAAUUAAGUCCGGUAGAUACUAUAGAUGUGGAUAGAAAAUGCAACGGUAUUGGUAGUAAGCAUACUGAUGAUGACGAAAAAUUUCAUGAUUAUAACGACAAAUGCAAGGGGAAGGCUCUGGAUAUACAUGUGCAUCCUCCCUGUAUCCGAGCAUUAGGGGACGAGAACCGCUGUCUUGAGAAAUGUUCUAAUAACAAUGCUAUUAAUGAUGACGAUGUUGUAAUCUUGGACACGAUAAUUGGUAAGAAAUUGUUCAGUUCACGGAAAAGAAAACGAGAGUCAGUAUCAAGAAUGCUGAACUGGGUGAACCAAAUUGCAAAAUGUCCUGAUCACCCUUCGAUUGGGGAAAUACCGUCAUUGUCAGAGUUGAAAGAUCACAAAGGCGACGAAUUGUGGGCCCUAGCCAUUGGAGCAAGGGAUGCUCUUUUGAAAAAAAGGCAGGUUCAUAUAAGCUCCAAACAGUCUCUGCUGCAGAACAAUCACAAGAUGCAUCCAUCCAUGUAUGAGGAUGUUAUUCCUCUCAAUGAACCUUCUGCGGAGAUGUUAAGAAGCAGUGAGCGGCUCCCUGCUUUAAUAAAAUCCCGUACCUGCUCUUGUUGCAAUUCAUCACGUUCAGCCCCUAAAACUCAAUUGACAAGUCCUCCCAAGACUCGGAUUAAUGAUGCAUUCAAGGAGUCAACGGUUCUGGCUGAUGAUUUAUCUGCUGUGACUACAACACUCGGGCCACUUUCGGAUGAACACGUCCAUAGGCAUGUUUUUGUGGGUCGCCGUUUUCAAGCUGAAGUCCCUGAAUGGACUGGCUCGGUUUGCGAGAGCGAUUCUAAAUGGUUAGGCACGAAGGUAUGGCCUUUGGAAUAUGGAGAGCACAAUGUCCACAUUGAAGCAGAUUCUAUAGGAAAGGGAAGACCCGAUAUCUGUGAUUGUGACCUUCCUGGUUCGGUUGAAUGUGUGAGAUUUCACAUUGCUGAAAACAGGGUAAAGUUGAAAAUUGAACUAGGCUCUAUGUUCUAUCAUUGGAAAUUUGAUCGCAUGGGCGAAGAAAUCUCACUUAGAUGGACUGUUGAGGAAGAGAAGAGGUUUAAGGAUGUGGUGAGGUGUAAUCUCCCAUCUCUGGAUAGGUCAUUCUGGGAUAACUCACGUAAGUAUUUUCAUAGAAAGACAAAGGAAGAUUUGGUGAGUUAUUACUUCAAUGUAUUUCUUGUUCAGCGCAGAAGUUAUCAGAACCGCGUAACACCAAAACACAUUGAUAGUGAUGAUGAUGAAUCAGAAUUUGGAUCUUUAAGUGACACUUACGGUCAUAGAGCACUCAAGGUUGUUCAUGGCACAAAUAUGCUGACAUGUGUAGAGAAUAAACAGUGCAGUGAUUUCGAGUAGUCGGAAAUUCACAUCGAGUAUUAGUCACACUUUUAUUUAAAACUCGACUUUUUGACGGUUUUCCAUCUCUUUUUGCCGAAGUUCAAAACUGUUCUUUUCUUACAUGUUCAGCAUCCUUAAUGCUGCUGAAAGUUUUGAUGGGAUGAGUCGAUGACCUUUGAGAUGAUGCAGUUUUAAAAAGAUGAAGCGUGGUGGUGGACGCAGCCCGUGGGGGGUUUAUGUAGCUCGGAUAGGAAUAGAGUUUGCAGUGUCCCGAAAUUCUCUCCUUUCUUAUCAAUGGGGCGAUCUUCUUGUUCAGCGUCAGGCUGAGAUGUAGAGUGUUGUACAAUGUGCUGCACCUUGCCUGAAGGGGGAAGAACGAAUUAAAUAUCAAUUUGCCUCCUUAACUUAUACGUGAUGAGCAAUCAGCGCUAAAAUUUAUUUUAUCAAUUAGACCAAAUUAUGAUCAAUUAAUCCAAUUUUUUUGGUUAAUUAGCCCUUACAGUUGGUUUUCAAAAUUGAUAUAUUUGGUCUAAUUGAUAAGUAAUGAAUAGUUGAUAAAAAGGAUAAUUUUGAUGUUAUUUGUUCAUCCUAUGCAAGUUCAGAGGCAAAUUGACACUGAAGUUGGAAAAAAAUGGUAGAGAUGAGACGGUAUUGUUGGAGCUAAAGCUUUUGUAGUUCUUUUGUUUCAAGAAUUUCUGUUAUGUGUUGCAUGCUGCCAUUGCCAUUUUAUUACAGCACAUUUCGAGGUCUUGAUUUUGGGAUUUGGCAAUGGCGAUUUUGCUUCCCUCGUUCAAUAUUUGUGUAUCAGUUUUUUGUUUUGCUGAAGGAUCUGGAUGAAGAUCAGUAUUCAUAAGAACAGUUAUGUUUGUUUGUAAUGAACUCUCAAUCUGAAAGCAAUCCAUAUUCUUUAGCAAAACUAUGCAGGUCACUCUCUAUAAGGUAACAAACCAGGAACUGAUUUUACAGUUAGCAGCAAGUCUGAUAGCUCCAGCUUGUUGGUUGGAUCCGGUCUGUUGACCCUGGUUAGAAGGUUUGCUUUCUUUGCCUUAUAAGGUCUGUCUACGCUCCACUAAGCGACCAACGUAAGUGGAAAGAUCCUCUUGAAAAGCAUAUGGGAUGCAGUCGAAAUAGAAUUAUCUUCAAGAAUUAAGUGUUUGUUAAGCUUAA